Molecule: messenger RNA, 1590 nt
Organism: Solanum stenotomum
Lineage: Eukaryota; Viridiplantae; Streptophyta; Magnoliopsida; Solanales; Solanaceae
Exons: 1
Coding region: 1-1590 (529 amino acids)
Source: RefSeq, a predicted model, not a curated record
AUGGAUCGAUUUCCUAAAUUUGACAUGGUAGUGGAAGCCUCAGUUUUGCUCAAGAUGUGGUACAACGACCUCACUGUGGUUCACAAAAGGGUCCUCAACAAAUAUAUAGGAGCCCUAACAGAACUCAUCAAUAUGGUUGGGUGGCCUGAACUGAUUGAAGUCCUUACAGGCUAUUGGGACAACGAGAAAAUGGUGUUCCGAUUUGGAACCAUGGAAAUCACCCCGACAAUUGAAGAGAUUCGGGACGGAAUAGACACAGUCGGUACAGGGCUUGAAAGAAGAGUGAGAAAGCAGGAAAACAUCUUAAUCCCCAACAAGCCUGCUUUCGAGGAUAUUGUGAAUUGGCUUGGAUUAAGAAAAGAAUAUGCCUACUGGGCAGAGGGUUCUAGCGUUUCUUUUACGGAUCUCUAUGUCAGAUUCGGGAAUGCAAGCUUCUAUGCGAAUUACAACCAAGAGUUCAGGGUCACUUUCAGAGAAUGGGACGGGAUCAGACCUUUGGCAUUCACCGUCGUACUAUUGGGCACCAUGGUUUUCCCACACGGCCCGAGCCUCAGUAUCAACACCCGAGUAAUAAUGCUUGCACACACUCUAUUCCACGGACAUCUGAACCAAGGGCAAGUAAAGUAUUAUCCUAUUGCACCUGUCAUCCUUUCCGACAUGUACUGUGCUUUGGGGAAAUGCAAGAAAGGGCAUCGUUACUUUCAGGGUUGCAACCUUCUUCUUCAAUGGUGGAUAAUGAGUCACUUGGUGAAGAGACAUGGAACUCAAGAACUCCAUACCCUCGAUGAACAUAAUGCUCUUAAGAGUUUGAAUGACAUGUUGUUCUGGGCAGACUUGGAAAAAAGAAGAACUAGAGAAAGAUGGGCUCAAAUUUUCUCUGAGUUGAGAGAAGAAAACAUCCAAUGGAUGUUCGAUCGUUUCAUCUCGAAAGAUGUCAUAGUACGGGGCGACAGACAACUUGUGCUUCCUCUGCCAGGUAUUCGAGGUAUUCGCCCGUAUGCACCCAUUCGGGUCUUGAGACAGUUUGGAAGAAGACAAACUACACCUCCAGAAGCAUACUACCGUAUCUAUGUGUUCGACAUCGGGGAUGAUAGAGUGCCUGAGGCUUCAGAGAUGCUGAGAGAAUGGAAAAGAGCAGUGCGAAUGAACAAGGACACUAUUGCCAUAGAUCGAUUUAAUGCAGGGUAUGAUGAAACUUACAAAGCUUGGUUGAAGCGCAAUAUACAGGGUAUCUCCUUCUCAGUUCCGAACAUUUACCGCAGUGUAGAGGACAAAGAGUCCAAAGCUUUGAUAGAACUAAGAGAGGUAAGAAGAGAAGCCCAGGAAAUGCACGAGGAAUUUCUCCGAAAGCAAGAAGAGGAUAAGUACGCCCUCGAGAGCGUAACUCAAGAAUUAGAAAGCUUGAGAAGCGAUUUGGGAGAGCUCAACUUGUGGAUUGGAGAUAAGAAAAGCGGAAUGUGCCUCGAAGACUGGGAAGAGAAAGGUCGCCGGAGCGAAGGAUACUUGCUAAUGAUUCAAUAUAGGCUUCAACAUCUCAUGGCGCAGAACAAGAGGAGCAGAUCAGAGACGGAGCCGACGGGAACAUCUUAG